ACGCCGAAAGCAGCCCUUCCAGUUGCCUUGGCGGGGGAUGGAGGGGCAGGGCAGCGCUGGUGGAGAUUGAAUCUAGUGAUUACUUCAAGGGAUUUGCUGUCUCUUUCUUUAUCCCUCUCUCUCUUUUUCUUUUUUUUUUUUUUGUUUUCCUCUUUUCCCUCCCUCUUAUCCCUUUCGUGGUGCAUUUGUCUUCGAGGAACCUGGGGUGUUCUUUUCAUCAGUUCAGUCUCUCUCUGGCACUUGAGUCCUGAUUGGCUGAAGGACUUAGGGGAAAAAAAAAAUCUUUAAUUAAGUAGAUAAUCUCUUCUUAGGAAGUUCUGCGGCUCCAUUUCAUCAACCCCCUUUAGCUCUUACUUUAGGAUUGGUUACCCUUUGCAGAAGUUGGGAUUCAGGGGGCAUACGCCUCUUCAUCACACCAGGAGCGCCGGGUGAAAAAUAACUCCAUCCCUUCCCUAAUUUUGUUGUGUUUCUUUUUUCUUUUUUUUUUUUCUUUUCUCUGGUGGUGGUGGUACCCAAGGUGUUUUUUGUUGUUUUUUUUUUUUUAGGAUCUCCUUUCUCCUUCUUUAUUUGGAUUUUAUAUUUCACAUGGACCCUUAUCUGGGCAUCUUCUUCCUCACUCCCUUCUUCCAAUCCUGCUGUGCCUGGUCAGUGAAUAAUUUCCUGAUGACAGGCCCCAAGGCCUAUCUCAUCUACUCCAGCAGCGUGGCGGCCGGGGCGCAGAGCGGCAUCGAGGAGUGCAAGUUCCAGUUUGCCUGGGAUCGCUGGAACUGCCCCGAGAGGGCACUGCAGCUCUCCAGCCAUGGCGGGCUGCGCAGUGCAAACCGAGAAACCGCUUUUGUCCAUGCCAUCAGCUCUGCGGGCGUCAUGUACACGCUGACCCGGAACUGCAGCCUGGGGGAUUUUGACAACUGUGGCUGUGAUGACUCCCGCAAUGGACAGCUGGGGGGGCAAGGCUGGCUGUGGGGAGGCUGCAGUGAUAACGUGGGCUUUGGGGAAGCCAUUUCCAAGCAGUUUGUGGAUGCCCUGGAGACUGGACAAGAUGCCAGAGCUGCUAUGAACCUGCAUAACAACGAGGCAGGUAGAAAGGCUGUGAAAGGGACCAUGAAGCGGACUUGCAAAUGCCACGGUGUGUCGGGGAGCUGCACCACCCAGACCUGCUGGCUGCAGCUGCCUGAGUUUCGGGAGGUGGGCACUUACCUCAAGGAGAGGUACCACAAAGCCCUGAAGGUGGACUUGCUGCAGGGGGCAGGGAACAGCGCUGCCAGCCGGGGAGCCAUCGCUGAGACCUUCAGCUCCAUUUCCAAGAAGGAGCUGGUCCAUUUAGAAGACUCUCCUGACUACUGCCUGGAAAACAAGACGCUGGGGCUGCUGGGCACAGAGGGCAGGGAGUGCCUUAAGAGGGGCAAGGCGCUCAGCAAGUGGGAGAAACGGAGCUGCCGGCGGCUGUGCGGGGACUGUGGGCUGGCAGUGGAGGAGAGGCGAGCUGAGAUGGUGUCCAGCUGCAACUGCAAGUUCCACUGGUGCUGUGCUGUGCGGUGUGAGCAGUGCCGCAAAAGGGUCACCAAGUACUUCUGCGUCCGCAAGGAGAAGCGGGAGCGGAGCGGGGGUGGCGGGGCCAGCCGCAAGCUCAAGAGAAAGCUCUAACUUGCCUCUGUUCCUCCAUGGUCCUGCCUGCCCCUCUCCUCUCCUGCCCUCCCCAUCUCCCCAGCAGCCCCCUGGUACCAUUUCCCUUUGGCUUAGUUUUUCUCUCAUUCCCAGUACCGCCUCCCUGGGGCUUGGGCAAGGUAAAAGAGCGCUUAUGAGCCCCUGAGCCUUUGCCUUGUAGGGCGUUUCCCAUUAGUGGGUGAUGACUUCUGGGAAGAACCUCAAGUGUUGACAAAACAAGGUGAGAUUUGGACCCUUCAACCCAGACUCACUCUAUCCAGUGACUAUGGUGUUAUCGCUGAAAACGCAGGUGGUCUCGGUGGCUCCUGCUCUUUUGAGCUUAUCCGUUCCCCACACAAGCCCCUGCUCUGGGCUUUUGAGCAAGUGAGAUCAACACUUAGGAAAGCACAAACAAGCUGAGAUGGCACCACCAGAGUUGGGCAACUCAGAGCAGUGAACCCUAAAACAGAAGAGGCUUCUAGCACCCUAAAAAAAUAGAGGCACCGUAAUAAAUUUGGUAUUGCCUUUUAUUAAGCCCUACACUAUAAGGGAAUAGAAAAGGUGCGCAACUCCUCCCUGCAGCGGGCCAGCCUCCAGGAUGCCCACAGCAUCUAUUCCCAUCCUUUGACAGCUUUGCUAAGCUCUCCAGUGCUUUACUUUGCAUUUGAGAUGGCAGCAGCAAGACAGAAGAUGCUGCCUGACCUGCCCAUUAAACAGCUGUCCAAAAGAGGAGUCCCAUCACUUGCUUUUUAUGUGCUUUCUCUCUAUCUUUUAAGCCUCCAGGUCUGGUCUCCCCUUUCACCCCAAUAUUCCUGCCAAAGCCCUUGACUGAUGCCAUAAAGAUGCCCUCACACUGCUCCAGUCCUUCUUCCCUCCCAGGUCUCUCCCAGAGAGGAGCUGCCAGCUGAGCCCGUUCCCCACCUCCCGGUGUACUUGCCAAGUGCGCUUACCCUGUCAGCUAACUAACCACAUCCUCCUAGUCUGAGAAAAUAAUGUCAGUUACUAUUUAAUGGUGUUGUAAAUAGGAAAGUGAAGCACUUUGAAGUUUAAUUUAUUGCACAGUUACUGUGAUGUAUACGUAACAGUUUUUCGUCUACCGCUUGUUGUAUAUAUUCUAUAGGCUAAGCAAGCAGCAGGAAGGUUUGGUUGAUGCACGUCUUGUUCCCUUGCCAUGGCUCUGGUAAGGAGGGAAGUAGCUGUC
Phalacrocorax carbo (great cormorant) is the source of this 2845-nucleotide messenger RNA. Lineage: Eukaryota; Metazoa; Chordata; Aves; Suliformes; Phalacrocoracidae. The record is from RefSeq and is a predicted model, not a curated record.